Messenger RNA from Gadus chalcogrammus (walleye pollock), 1552 nucleotides. Its product is annotated as claudin-4-like. Gene Ontology annotation, biological process: bicellular tight junction assembly; cell adhesion. Gene Ontology annotation, molecular function: structural molecule activity. The coding region runs from base 222 to 1346 and encodes 374 amino acids. The record is from RefSeq and is a predicted model, not a curated record. NCBI's taxonomy places the organism in Eukaryota, Metazoa, Chordata, Actinopteri, Gadiformes, Gadidae. Gene Ontology annotation, cellular component: bicellular tight junction; plasma membrane. The transcript is spliced from 2 exons.
GGCCCUCGGCUCCUCAUCUCGCAUUGGACUGGUUGACAGGCUCUCUCUCUCGCUCUCUCCACCACGGUACAAGGGACAAAAAAACACAGGGGGGCUUUACGUCACAGAGACAACAGCAGGGAGAUCAACAGGGACAGCACUGUAGCCGUCUAUCAACACUGUUACCAACUUCCCUCGCCGAAUCAAGAAGGACUUCAAACCAUCCACCCACCUGAUCCGACAUGGUUUCUGCCGGGCUGCAGAUGCUGGGUGCGGCGCUGGCCGUCCUGGGCUGGAUCGGCGCCAUCGUGGUGUGCGCUCUGCCCAUGUGGAAGGUGAGCGCCUUCAUCGGCACCAACAUCAUCACGGCGCAAACCACCUGGGAGGGCAUCUGGAUGAACUGCGUGGUGCAGAGCACGGGCCAGAUGCAGUGCAAGGUGUACGACUCUCUGCUGGCGCUGAGCUCCGACCUGCAGGCGGCGAGGGCCCUGACCAUCUUGUCCAUCGUGGUGGGCGUGGUGGCCAUCCUGCUGGCGGUGGCCGGAGGCAAGUGCACCAACUGUAUAGAGGACCAGUCCUCCAAGGCCAAAGUGGGCAUCGCGGCCGGCGUCAUGUUCCUGGUGACGGGGGUGCUGGUGCUGGUGCCCGUGUGCUGGACGGCCAACACCAUCAUCCAGAACUUCUACAACCCCAUCCUGGUGGGGGCCCAGAAGAGGGAGCUGGGGGUUACCAUGGCGUCCCAGGGCCUCCAGCUGAUGGGGGUGCUCCUGGCCUUCGUGGGCUGGGUGGGCACCAUCGCCAGCUGCGCCAUGCCCAUGUGGAGGGUCACCGCCUUCGUGGGCGCCAACAUCGUGACGGCGCAGACCAUCUGGGAGGGCCUGUGGAUGACCUGCGUGGUGCAGAGCACGGGCCAGAUGCAGUGCAAGAUCUACGACUCCAUGCUGGCGCUGAGCUCGGACCUGCAGGCGGCCCGGGCCAUGGUGAUCGUCUCGGUGGUGGUGGGCGUGUUCGGGGCGCUCACCGCCAUCAUGGGGGGGAAGUGCACCAACUGCAUGGAGGACCCGACGGCCAAGGCCAAAGCCUGCGUCGUCGCGGGGGUGAUCUUUCUCAUCUCCGCCUUCCUGGUGCUCAUCCCUGUGUCCUGGUCGGCCCACACCAUCAUCCGGGACUUCUACAACCCCCUGGUGAACGCCGCCCAGCGCCGGGAGCUGGGCGCCUCGCUCUACCUGGGCUGGGGGUCGGCAGGGCUGCUCCUGUUGGGUGGGGGGCUGCUGUGUAACAACUGCCCCCCGAAGGAGAACCGGCCCUACACUGCGGCCAAGUUCGCGCCCCUCAGGUCGGCCUCUGCGAACAAGGACUAUGUGUGAGUCUCUCACGGUGAGGACAGGAUGUGGGUCAUGUUGGGUCCUGUGGGAAUGAGAGGGAGUACUAGGAUAGAAAUGACUAGGACUUGAUCAGUGUCUGUCAAUGUAUUUGAAGUAUCUUAACAAUCAAUCCAAGCUACAGGCGCUUGACAUGUGUAUAUUUGAUUUGAUUCCUAUAGAUAGCUCUUUAUUUUUCCAUCAUAUCUUUU